AUGUAUUACAUAUUCACUCAUUCUCUUUUACAACUUAUGGAUAAGAAAACUGGUAGAAAAUCUAAAAGACCUCCACAAUUUGUUAAAAACGGUCAAAAGGAAAACUUGAAAUACCCAGGCCCAAUUUGUCUAGAGGCAUUUGCUGACUAUCCCAAUGUUGGUUGA
Entrophospora candida is the source of this 165-nucleotide messenger RNA. NCBI's taxonomy places the organism in Eukaryota, Fungi, Glomeromycota, Glomeromycetes, Entrophosporales, Entrophosporaceae. The record is from the annotation of a GenBank genome assembly.